AAUGAGAAAAACAACUCACUUUUUCAUAUUGUUGGCGUCAUCGACUUUAAUACUACUUCAAGGAAACAGCUCAGAACACACAUUUUGUAGUUCAGUUCAAGACAUUCCUGCGUUUACACAAGAUGAAGCAAAUAUGAAUAUUGUCAGAGAUAGAGAUGGUUCACAAGGAAACAACACAUUUAGCGCUUGUAAAGCAAAAACACAAUUCUCAUUAAUGGAUGAUAAUCGACAAAAUGUAGUUAGAAAUGAAAAGGCAACCAUCGCCACGAAAACAUUUCCCGUAUCAUCAGUAGGGCAAUCGCAUUUCCGGUGUACACAAGACCAAUGUGAAUCACAAUCGAUAACUGUACACCAGAUUAAGGAUAUUUAUACUCCAGAAAACAUACAAAAUGGCGACAGAAGAACUUAUAGACGACCAACAAAUGAAGUCAGAAGAACUAACAGAGAAAACAGAACCUCACGAAAAAGUAGGCUUGUAGUUCGAGAAACACCCCCAAGAAGACAAGUUAGACAACUUAACAGAAAUAAGAGAUAUAUAGGAAGAGUUAUCAAACGACAAGCUGGCCAACAAAUCUUUAAAAGACAUAGACUAGACAACCGUGUAAGGCUGGACACCUCUACGAGAGGACGGACUAUUCAACCAAGACUGCAUGACAGACAAGGUAGAGUGACAAACAGAAUAAAAAGGAAAGACAACAGGAGAAAUACUAGACAAUUAGCAAGACAAGUCGGACAUGAAGACCGGCAAACGGCGACAUCAAGAGAUGCCAAUUCAAAUGAGAAAAGACAAAACAGACAGCGCAACACUUUAAACAAACGAAAUAUCAGGCAAAUUAAAACAGUUAGGCAAUUGAACAGGCAAACAAACAGAAAGCAAGGACGAACACAAUCUAUGAGUUUAUCUACAACAACAGCGAUUACCAAAAGAAUGAACACAUUAAAUACCAGGCAAAACACCUUACAUACCAGGCAAAACACCUUACAUACCAGACAGAGCAACUUAGAUACCCGAAAGACCAUUUUAAACACCAGACAAAACACAUUACAAAACAAGCGUUAUACCUUGCAUAAAAGACAGAAAACAUUAAAUGACAAACAUAACACUGUGUAUACUAGACAGAAGUCUUUGCAUUCAAGACAAAGCAACUUACAUACUAAACCGAAAACAAUAACCAGUCAGAGUUCCUUUACUACAAGACAUAAAAUCCUAAAUGCUAGACGGAGCACAUUGAGCACUAGACAGAACACCAGACAGAACACUAUAAUUACAAGACAGAACACAUUAGGUACACGACAGAACACCAGACAAAACCUCUUAAGUACAAGACAAAACACCAGACAAAACAACUUGGAUACCAGACAGAAUACAAGACAAGAUACAUUAAGCUCAAGACAGAACAUCAGACAAAACAACUUGGAUACAAGACGGAAUACCAGACAAAACACAUUAAGCUCAAGACAGAACAUCAGACAAAACAACUUGGAUACCAGACGAAACACCAGACAAAAAACAUUGAGUACAAGACAGAACACCAGACAAAACACAUUAAGCUCAAGACAGCACGCCAGACAAAACACCCGACAAACAACAUUAAGUACAAGACAGAACACCAGACAAAACACAUUAAGCUCAAGACAGCACGCCAGACAAAACUCCCGACAAACAACAUUAAGUACAAGACAGAACACCAGACAAAACACAUUAAGCUCAAGACAGAACAUCAGACAAAACAACUUGGAUACCAGACGGAACAACAGACAAACAACAUUAAGUACAAGACAGAACACCAGACAAAACACAUUAAGCUCAAGACAGCACGCCAGACAAAACACCCGACAAACAACAUUAAGUACAAGACAGAACACCAGACAAAACACAUUAAGCUCAAGACAGCACGCCAGACAAAACACCAGACAGAGCACAUUAAGCUCAAGACAGAACACCAUACAAAGCACAUUAAGCACACGACUGAACACCCGACAAAACCACGCAAGUACAAGACAGAACACCAGACAAGACAACUUAAGUACCAGACGGAACACUAGACAAAACACAUUAAGUACAAGACAACACACAAGACAAAACAUAUUUAGUACAAGACAGAACACCAGACAAAACACCCAACAAAGCUCAUUAAGUAAAAGACAGAACACCCGAAAAAACAUAUUAAGUACAAUACAUAGCACCAGACACAACACAUUAAGUACAAGACAGAGCACCAGACACAAUUACUUACGUAUUAAAAAGAACACCUUAAAAAUCAGGCAGGAUACAUUAAAGGCCAAACAGAACUCCUUGCAUGAAAGACAGAACACCUUUCAUGCCAGACAGCACCAUUUACAUGUCAGGCAAAACACAUUACACAAUAGACUGAACACACCCAAUACAAGAAACAAUGGCAACUUAGAAAAACGAGAAAAACUGAUGUCCCGACCGAUUACACGAAAUGACCAGACAGAAAAUGUUUGUCAGCAAAGAAAUGUAAGAUCUCAAAAUAACGGAACGUUGAUGCAGCCAAUAUUCAGCAGAAACAACACGAGCAACAUUAUCUUUUCUACAGCAAUAGUUUCAUCCAAGAACACACAUGUGUUAAACAAUGGAACGUUAGCUAACAGUUAUUUUCCUUCUAAAGGGAAACAAGUUGAAACAUAUGAUGUUACAGCGGACGGAACUAACACAUGGGCAUGGUGGAAAAUGACGGAUAUCGACAUAAAUAAACAGAAUGAAUUAAAGGCGACGACAGAUACGACACAUGAAAGUGAAAUACACGUCUUUAACGUAGAAGGAGUGUCAAAAGUUAUUGUAGCAGGAUGUUUAGGUUUACUUUCAACCGGGAAAAUGAUGAAAUAAAGGAUUAUGGGUAGCAUAGAGAAUUUAUGAGUAUUCAGGAAUUUAAGAUGAAUGAGCAGCAGAAAAAUAC
Molecule: messenger RNA, 2921 nt
Organism: Mytilus trossulus (common blue mussel)
Lineage: Eukaryota; Metazoa; Mollusca; Bivalvia; Mytilida; Mytilidae
Product: MATH and LRR domain-containing protein PFE0570w-like
Exons: 3
Coding region: 2-2851 (949 amino acids)
Source: RefSeq, a predicted model, not a curated record